Molecule: messenger RNA, 2242 nt
Organism: Suillus plorans
Lineage: Eukaryota; Fungi; Basidiomycota; Agaricomycetes; Boletales; Suillaceae
Exons: 10
Coding region: 1-2100 (699 amino acids)
Molecular function (GO): protein binding
Source: RefSeq, a predicted model, not a curated record
AUGUCUAAAUGGAGACUUAUCUACCGCCGACUACUCACUCAAGAUAUCAACACCAGUCCGAACAACCAUACUUCCUACGCCCAUCGGUCAUUCGUCAUGGCGCGAAAAUACGACUGGGACCGCGCCCUUCUGGACGCAAUCAAGUCCAUCAGGAUUCAGCCCUCAUUGACGGGCUAUAUCUCCAAGGGUAUUGCCCUCUGUGGAAAAGGCCGCGUCCUGGAUGCGAGGGCAGCAUUUGAUGUUGCAUCCAUGUACACGGACCAGGAUUCAGAAAUCACUCAUUUUCUGCUAUUGAUCAAGGCAUAUCUACACGUUCAACUCGGAAUCAAAGCCUUGGAUGGCGCACGCUACGACGAAGCUGCCGACCAUUUCACUGCCGCUCUCGACUCUCGCGAUUCAUCAUCGAAAUCGAACAUUCAUGAAGUAUAUGAGGAUUUGGUGGUGCUCUUUGGCUGGGACCUGAAGUCGUUGUGGCAAAAGGCACACCAUAAACGGUGUGAUGCACUCCUUCGGGCGGGCAAACUCCAAGAUGCCGUGAAAUCAUACCAACACAUGAUGACUUCAAGUGACGAAAUCACCAAUGCCGACUGCUUGAUUGGUCCAACGGCGAGUCUAGAACCACGCACUCUGCGCUGCCAAUGGAGAGCUGCCUUCGCUGCAAGCGAUUACGACAAGGCUAUUGACCUAUACUCGAUGGCGAUCGACCUGGAUUCUGCAUCCGAUAUCUUCUUUGCAAGUCGCAGCGAGGCAAAGUUAAGUAAAAUGCUUGGGAGGAUGCGCUCCUCGACGCGCGAAAGCCAUGUUGACUUCGGCGAUGCAGGUCACCGAACUCAACCUUCGUCUCAUGUUGGGUACCAGUUGUCACACUCAGCGCUGCGUGGCGCGCAACGUUACGAUGAAGCCAUCGAGGCCUUCACAAUCAUGUUGUCCAAGUUGGACGAUGCUCCAGAAGGCAGAUACGAGAUCUGCGUCAGCACUAAACUCCUUCAAAACAAGUCCAGAAUACAAGGAGCUUUUGUCAUCCAUAACGAAGCGUUCGGAUCUCGAAAUGGAACGCAUCAAGGAGGUGGUGGCGAUGCACUUCCGUUGCGUUUUGCUAUCACACAAGUGGGAAGAGACGGAGGUGCUGCUGCACCACAUCCAAAUAAAGAUGUGCGCGAGUUGAAGGGACUUGGUGGCAUCACGAAACUGCAGUCGUUCUGCAAAAUCGCUCGUGAUGCGGGGUAUUUCUGGGCGUGGAUGGAUACAUGCUGCAUCGAUAAGAGCAACAACGCCGAGCUUGGAGAAUCGGUCCAAUCCAUGUUCGUCUGGUACCGUCACUCGGCGCUCACCAUCGUCUACCUAUCCGAUGUCCUCCUUCAUCCCAACCCGAUUUUAUCAGAAGGAUUGGUCGUUUAUCUCGACGAUCGCUCUCAACCACAAAGAAUCUCAGCAAUCAUGAAGGAGUUGGAGGGUGCGACGGGAAUAGAUGCACAGGCCCUGAUCUCCUUCCGUCCAGGGAUGAGAGAUGCUAGACAGAAACUGCAAUGGGCAUCGAAGCGCGUCACCACUGUGCAGGAAGACCGCGUACUCGUUAUUUGGUAUCUUCGCGUCCACCUGCCUGUCAUCUAUGGCGAGAAGAAGCAAAAUGCGCUCGGACGGCUCCUGCAGGAGAUCGUCUGGCUAGAUCGGGCGACAUCACUUCCCUGGACUGGGUCGGACAAUCAUGAGAUUCAGACAGCGGUCUCUUCGUUGCGAAACAUUGUGCCUGUGGAUUCAGCUUCGAAGUUGUAUAACCUGCUCGAGAACAUGAAUGCUCCGCUCUUCGCAAACUGCAGACUCCGUCUGCCUUGCAUCGCAUUCCGUGUCACGGAAGUCAAACGGAGGCCUGGUCUGCUGCUCAUUCCACAUAUGAGUCAAAGCAGAUGGGCUUCAGGACUUGCUGAUCACCACGGACAAGACACUAAUUCAUUCUCGCGCGCAAGACCCACUCGGCAGACGUUCUUUCUUGUCCGUCCAUGGGAUCGUCGUCUCCUUGGGCUGCCUGAUUUUUCAGAGCAGCCCACCUUUGCAGACGAAGGGGAGAGCGUAGGGAUUGGUCCGAGUCCCAGUCUGGAUUAGCGACACUGAAGAGUCGUCCAGCAACUCACCUGGAGAAGAGGAGUUGUCAGUUGACUCGGAUGUUCACUCACGAUCAUUGCGUUUGAUGGUUCACCUUGGGCAGGCUUUCAGCGCACUUUUGGUAGCGCAGCAACGCGUUGGA